Molecule: messenger RNA, 2500 nt
Organism: Nymphaea colorata (pocket water lily)
Lineage: Eukaryota; Viridiplantae; Streptophyta; Magnoliopsida; Nymphaeales; Nymphaeaceae
Product: CDPK-related kinase 5
Exons: 11
Coding region: 208-2010 (600 amino acids)
Biological process (GO): protein autophosphorylation; peptidyl-serine phosphorylation; intracellular signal transduction
Cellular component (GO): cytoplasm; nucleus
Molecular function (GO): ATP binding; calmodulin binding; calcium/calmodulin-dependent protein kinase activity
Source: RefSeq, a predicted model, not a curated record
ACGCAAAGAGAGAGAAAAGAGCCAUCCUCUCUCUCUCUCUCUCUCUCUCUCUCCCCCUCCCUCUCCAUCUGCUGUCUCUGAAUCUUUUCCUCCGCGAGAAGCUAGGGUUUGUAGGAUCAAUGGAGUUCUCCGUGAGCUCAUAAUAGGAGUAAAUUAGGGUUUCUGGUUCGUGUUUGAAGAGAUUCCGAGUAGGCAGCGAGGUAGGAGAUGGGACUCUGCCAUGGCAAACCUCGGCCGACGAUCGACGGUGAUCUCAAUGGAGGAGGUUCAGCAGAAGAAGUAGUAGUAGUAGUAGGAGCGGGAGGAGUUGGAGGAGGUGGUGGUGUGGGGAAAGGGGUUGCGUUGCCGUCUCCGGCGAGGAACGGCGAGAGACGGGCGGAGGAGAUCAGCAAGCCCUCGCCCUUCCCCUUCUACACCCCGAGCCCCGCCCGUCUCUUCAACAAGAACUCAUCCUCCGCGAAUUCAACCCCCCGCAGGUUCUUCAAGCGCCCGUUCCCGCCGCCAUCGCCAGCUAAGCACAUCCGAGCGGCGCUCGCCAGGCGUCAUGGCUCGGUGAAGCCGAACGAGGUGGCGAUCCCCGAGGGGAGCGAGGCGGAAUACGGGCUAGACAAGAGCUUCGCGUUUUCUAAGCACUUCGCAUCCAAGUACGAGUUGGGGGACGAGAUAGGGCGAGGUCACUUCGGGUAUACGUGCACGGCGAGGUUCAAGAAGGGGGAGCUCAGGGGGCAGCAGGUGGCUGUGAAGAUCAUUCCCAAAGCGAAGAUGACCACAGCCAUUGCUAUUGAGGAUGUCCGUAGGGAGGUGAAGAUUUUGAGAGCAUUGACAGGACACAGCAAUCUAGUACAAUUUUAUGAUGCUUAUGAAGAUCAUGACAACGUUUACAUAGUAAUGGAAUUAUGUGAAGGAGGGGAACUUCUUGAUAGGAUACUUGCCAGGGGUGGGAAAUACUCUGAGGAUGAUGCCAAGGCUGUUAUGGUGCAGAUUCUAAAUGUGGUGGCAUUUUGCCAUCUCCAAGGUGUUGUUCAUCGUGACCUCAAGCCAGAGAAUUUUCUUUUCACUACAAAGGAUGAAAACUCUCAGUUGAAGGCCAUAGAUUUUGGAUUAUCAGAUUUUGUAAAGCCAGAGGAAAGGCUGAAUGACAUAGUAGGAAGUGCAUACUAUGUUGCACCUGAAGUUUUACAUAGGUCUUAUAGUACAGAGGCUGAUGUCUGGAGCAUUGGUGUAAUUGCUUAUAUUCUCCUCUGUGGGAGCCGUCCUUUUUGGGCACGAACUGAAUCUGGUAUUUUUCGGGCUGUCCUAAAAGCUGAUCCUAGUUUUGAUGAACCACCAUGGCCAUCAUUAUCUUCUGAAGCGAAAGACUUUGUGAGGCGGUUAUUGAAUAAGGAUUUGCGGAAGCGAAUGUCAGCUGCUCAAGCUUUGAGCCAUCCCUGGAUCAGAAAUUACAACAAUGCAAAGGUACCAUUGGAUGUCCUAGUAUUCAAACUGAUUAAGGCCUAUUUACGCUCAUCAUCACUACGCAAGGCAGCUUUGAGGGCUCUGUCAAAGACCCUGACGGUUGAUGAGGUUUAUUACUUGAGAGAACAGUUUACGCUACUGGAGCCAAACAAAAAUGGAUGCAUUUCCCUGGAUAAUAUCCGGAUGGCUUUGUCGAAGCAUGCAACAGAAGCAAUGAAGGAGUCCCGUGUCCUUGAAUUUGUAAAUUCAAUGAGUGCUCUUCAGUAUAGAAAAAUGGAUUUUGAAGAGUUCUGUGCUGCUGCAAUAAGCGUGCAUCAGCUUGAAGGACUUGAUAGAUGGGAGCAACAUGCUCGCAGUGCGUACGAGCUCUUUGAGAAGGACGGGAACAGAGCGCUUGUUAUUGAGGAGCUUGCAACGGAACUUGGUCUUGCUCCUGCUGCACCAGUGCACACGGUUCUCCAUGAUUGGAUCAGACAGGCAGAUGGGAAACUUAGUUUCCUGGGUUUUGUUAAACUGUUGCAUGGUGUGUCAUCACGGUCUUUUGCCAAAGCGUAGCAGUUUGGCAUGUCAAGACAUUGUCAGUUAUCUGUGUACCCAACCAGGGCUUUCCGUCUAAGCAAGGUGUCACCACACAGCAGCUAUGGGCCAACCAUGUUCUCAAAUUUCCUGAGUUCCAAGAAGCAGGGGGUUCAGAACUUCAAGCCUGGCACCAUGUAACAGCUAGCUUGGUCUACCAUCCUUCUGCUGCACGACAAAUUGGAAUAGGUUAAUGUGAAAUCUUCUUUGAUUGUGAUGAGAAAAUAUGUCGUCAUUCUGUGGGUAAUUCCUUUUUUCUUUUCCUUUUUCAGCGUGAGCAGUUCAAAAUCCAGCAUAUUGACUGGAUUUACACUGUAAAAUUGGGGUUGGUGUUGGGAACGGUUUUGGUGUUCCAGGGGUGAGAUCAGCACCCGUUCAACCGUUGUUUUGGCUUUCAGUAAUGGUGUAUAUGUUCACCACUUUCCAGUGGUUCCGUUCUAUUUUAAUUUUUGCUAAUCAUCAAUAUUCA